Messenger RNA from Oppia nitens, 3069 nucleotides. RefSeq lists its product as uncharacterized. Bases 1 to 3069 code for a protein of 1022 amino acids. The transcript is spliced from 9 exons. NCBI's taxonomy places the organism in Eukaryota, Metazoa, Arthropoda, Arachnida, Sarcoptiformes, Oppiidae. The record is from RefSeq and is a predicted model, not a curated record.
AUGAGUCAACACUCUGUCAACAUUUGUCUUGAGUGUCAAAUACAUGACCACAAGUGGUAUAUCACAACACAUUUGGGCACUAAAUUGUGUGCCAAAUGUUGUCAAUACAAGUUGUUGUCUUCAGAUGAAAGUGAUUUCACACGAAGACAACUCUUGGAACUGUUGGACACAUCACUUAAAUAUGGCUGCGAUUGGAUGAACUCAUUUAGAAGUAAUCACUUCCAUCACAACGAAAGACUUGCAUUUAUUCUGACUUUCGCUGGUCUUCUGUUUAAUUUGGAUACAAGAAUCCGGAUGUUUGCCAACAAUUGUCUUAAACUGAUUGUCUCACAACUCAAUGACCAUUCAAUUAAUCGUUCACUUCUUGAGAGACUCAUUGAAAAUUUAAUAACAGAAAACAAUGCAAUCAAUGAGUAUGUGUUGGAUCUGAUAUCACUGUUUCUGAUCGAUGGCCCCACCAAUCAAUUAUCAUCGCAUCGACUCCAAGAAAAUGUACAACUUCUUGUGGAUCGACUUCAACACGAUUUCUAUAAGUUUGACGAUUGCUUAAAACGAUAUAUUCUUCAAAUAUUUAUUGUAAUAUAUAAUAACAUAGAAACAAAUCUAUUGUUCACUUUGGAGGAAGAGUUUCACUUAACUUCACUUCAAAUGGUUCUCAAUGUGUUUGACUCACAAAAAGUGAAAUCCAGCGAUAAAUUGGUUUUAAUAAAUGCAUUGAAUUUGUUGAAGUGUUUGUCUUCUAUUGAUUCAAUCGUUGAUUCUCUCGUAUCAAAUGUUAAUAUUGAUAAAUAUCUUCGAUUUCUCAUAAAUAGCGAAUAUGAAGAACUUAAGGGCAGUGCCUAUGUUUGGAUGAGUGAGAUGUUAUGUAGAGAUAACAUACGGAUAAAGUUAGCAAACAUUCUUCUUAUAGAUAGUUUGGACUUAUAUGUCGAAACAUUGCAAUCGUCGGUCGACUCAUUUCUCUCUAAUAAUAUAUUGGAAUGCAUUAACUUAAUGCUAGACAGCAUUUGUAGACCAAUUAGUUUAACAAACAUUACAUCACUGGCUAAAGCUCUCAUCAAAACACUGGAACUCUCGGCUAAAAGUAAAGACAAUAAACUUUUUAUUAAUGCAAUGACGGCUUUAAGACAAUUAAUUGAAAGGAACUGUGGCACACAAUUGGUUACAGAGUUUGAUUUCUUUGCGUUAAUUGAAUUAUUGGAAUAUUUUAUAUCUGAUCCACAACUUUAUUUGAUUGUCGUUCGAUUCAUUGCCGAUUUUCUUACCAUUUCAACAGUUCCAGUCUUGAUUCCAACAAAACGAAUGAAAUUAAUACUAAACAAAGUAUUAGACAAUAUAUCUAAACGAUUGUGUGGUGACGACACAGAAUUUAUCAAUAUAUGUAUUGAAAGGACGACAGCAACUAUUAAUCUCAUCAAAUCGUAUAUCAAUUUAGUUAAAUCAUUGGCAGAUAAUGGUUUACUUGAUAAUGAAGAAACAUUUCAUUUAUUAACCGGAGAAGUAAAACCCGUACUUAAUGAACAAGAUUUAAUCGAUUUGAUGGAUACAUCACCUGAGGGACCAAUUGAUACUAAAUCUAAUGAAAAAGAUAUCCAAGAAACAGAAAUUUUUGAUUUUUUUUCAUUUUGUUUGCAAACUAUCGAAACAUUUUUAAUUGAAUGUAUUGACCGUCUAAUUGUAGAUCAAAAUUCAUCGAUGAAUUCGCAAUUAUUUGAAUCACUUGUUUCGUGUUGUAUUAGUGUUUUCCAAAACAACUUAUUUGAUGCCAAAGAAGUUAACAAAAUGGUUGUUUCGUUGUUCAGCAAAGGAUAUGUACUAACAAUGGUUCAAAUUUUAUGGUUUUGUGAACACUCUUACAUUACUCAUAACUUUAAGAGUUGUUUGGUAUUGUUUUUGUCACAUUUACUCUAUAAGAUUCAACAAUAUGAUCACAGAAACGAUUUAGUCUUUCAAUUUGACGAGUCAUGCAUUGAAUAUUUUGCUCACGGAUUUCAACAGAUGAAUGAUCAGUUAAUGAAUCGAUUAAAUAAGUUUGUAGUUUACGAGCAAAACGAGUCAAUACAUAAGUUUUAUCGAACCUUCUUUGCAGUCAAUUAUUAUAGCUUUAAAUUGGAACCGAAGAAUGACUUUCAAAUUGAAGACUUAUAUAAUCUGCAAUUUAUUCGUAUUUUGAAUCAAUAUUUGAGACGUGAUUUGAGUUAUAACGAGAGUUCAGUACUAACUGUAAAACACGCGCUGUUUUUGUCGACUUUGAUACCAAUAGACAGCAAAAGUAUUGCUUCAUUGAGACAAUUCUUCGAACAACAAAAUAACAACUUUUUAUCACUUUAUUACACGAAUCACAUAAAUCUAAUGAAUUGGUUGUUCAUUGAACUCAAAUGCAAUAACUUCUGUGAGUACGCAUUGAUUCAGUUUUUUGAAUCAAUUCCCGAACAUUACUUGAGAAUUGAGAAGAAACAGAUAAUCUCAUCAUUCUUUCAAUUGAUUCACUCCAACGACAAAGCCAUACAAAUACUGAUUCAACUUAUUUGCGAUACUAUUACUAAUGUAUCAAUACUUGCCAUUCUUGAAGAAUUGUUGGAAGAUUUUGAACAGUUUAUGGAUGAGUCGGACAUUUGUAAUGAUUGGAAUAAAUUCUGUGUCCGAAUAUUAGAGAAUUUGCCUCAAAUUAUAAUCAAAAUUAUUUAUAAACUUAAAACUAUUUUUGAAGAUGACUUGAAUCCAGAAGAUGAACAAAAAGUGAUUCAAAUGUUGAAAAUUUUGUGUCAAAUGAUUUCUAAUAAUUUUAGUAAUAUUAGACUUGAAGUAAUUGAUACUCGAUUUGACGCAUUAUUUACCGAAUUAACAAAUUUUAUAGACUUUAAUAGACCGGACAAAACAAUUGACGCUAUAUUUAAGUUUUUUACGAUGUGUUUCACAAGUGCUGAUCAGUUAGAUUUAAAUGAACUUAAAUUGACUGAAAUACUACUCAAUUCACAAAUUGUUGUCAUUUUAAUAGUUAAACACUUGGAAAGCGAUCGCAUUUAUAAUGAACUUCAACUUAAUUCACUAAAGUGUCUCAUUAUCUGA